Messenger RNA from Gavialis gangeticus (Gharial), 1505 nucleotides. RefSeq names its product sideroflexin 1 (gene SFXN1). NCBI's taxonomy places the organism in Eukaryota, Metazoa, Chordata, Crocodylia, Gavialidae. The transcript has 9 exons. Bases 27 to 878 code for a protein of 283 amino acids. The record is from RefSeq and is a predicted model, not a curated record. Gene Ontology annotation, molecular function: monoatomic ion transmembrane transporter activity. Gene Ontology annotation, biological process: monoatomic ion transport; serine import into mitochondrion. Gene Ontology annotation, cellular component: mitochondrial inner membrane.
GGAGCAGCGGGCGCGAGUUUAAGAAAAUGUCAUCAACUAUACCAUUAAACAUUAAUAUAAAGGAACCCCGUUGGGAUCAAAGCACUUUUAUUGGAAGAGCCAGUCAUUUUUUCACUGUAACAGACCCCAGGAACAUUUUAUUAUCUAACACGCAACUAGAAAAUGCAAGAAAAAUUGUACAUGAUUACAGACAAGGUGUGGUGGCCCCUGGAUUAACCGAAGAUGAGCUUUGGAGAGCAAAAUAUGUCUAUGAUUCAGCUUUUCAUCCAGACACUGGUGAAAAGAUGAUCUUGAUUGGCCGAAUGUCAGCUCAGGUACCAAUGAACAUGACGAUCACAGGUUGCAUGAUGACCUUUUAUAGAACGACUCCUGCUGUAGUCUUCUGGCAGUGGAUUAACCAGUCCUUCAACGCCAUUGUAAAUUAUACCAACCGAAGUGGGGAUGCCCCGAUUACUGUCAGCCAGCUGGGAACAGCCUAUGUUUCUGCCACCACAGGUGCUGUAGCAACAGCUCUAGGACUUAAUGCACUAACCAAGCAUGUCUCACCCCUCAUAGGACGUUUUGUUCCUUUUGCUGCUGUAGCUGCUGCUAAUUGCAUCAAUAUACCAUUAAUGAGGCAAAGGGAACUGAAAUAUGGUAUCCCAGUUACUGAUGAAAAUGGAAACAGAUUGGGUGAAUCUACCAAAGCUGCUCAGCAGGCCAUUACUCAGGUGGUUAUCUCAAGGAUUCUCAUGGCUGCACCUGGCAUGGCCAUUCCUCCCUUUAUAAUGAAUGCUUUGGAAAAGAGAGCAUUUUUAAAAAUAAUUGAUGAAUUGGACAGUUCUCUUCUGCACCCAUUUUUGGACUUCAGACCAUCUCCAACAGAGGGGAACGAAUAGCUGUGUUACUUCCUCUGUCUCAGUCCUGAGAGAGAGAGCUUGGUCUAUUACUGUUUUCCUUCUCUUUGCUGCAAUUAAUUAGCCCUGCCACUGUCAUACUUUCUUAAACAUGGUCCUUAUUCCCUAGCAUUUCCAUUUCCCCCCUUAAAACACUGACACUCAGUUCUGUCUUUUGUUCACCAGUUCCCCCCCAACCCUCACAGCUUUAGGAUUGCUUCUCACGGAAACAUCAACUUUAUACUCAUCCACUGCAGUGCGUAAUUGUGACUAAUUAACGGUUUUGUUUUAAAUCCACAUACUGUUAUGGUAGCAAUUGUGCGUGUCUUGCUUUUCUGGAGGGACUCAUUUUAUGGUAAUGCCAGUGCCCAUCAUAGCAGUCGUCUUAAAAUACGUUUCAUUUCAUUAGUGAUUAACUCCAGCUAAAAUUCUAACCAGUUUUUAUUUAAUCUCUUAAAACAUAAUCUAAGGAUCUGCACAAAGCCUCCUUUUUCCUUUUUUUAUCAGUACAAUUGAUAACUGCAAAAAAGUGCAACGUAACAAAAUAACCAUACCUAUCAUGUUUAUUUAGUUCCUGUUUAUACACGUGUAUAUGCACAAUAUUUAUAUUGCUUUACUAAAAAAAAAAAA